UACAGUCACAGAUGCGUCGUGCAUUGCGGUGAAGCGGUAACUUCAAUAAAAUGGCAAUGUGGGCAGCGCUACUGGCAGUGGUCUCCGUACUUGUUGUUUCUGUGAUCGAAAUCAGUGCGGACUCCUACAUUUCCGACUCAUCGCUGGGGACAUCUUUCGAAUUUAAGCUUCAUGUGGAUGCCGGACGUGAAGAGUGUUUUUAUCAGAAUGUUGAAGCGGGCGCAUCGGUAUACGUGGCUUUUCAGGUAUUAAGAGGAGGAGAUGGCCAAGCAGGUUUCGCUGUCAGACAUCCCAACGGAAAUCACGUGCUGCCUUACCAGUGGAAGCCCUCUGCAGAGUACGAGGAGACUUCUGCUCCUCAUGGAGGAUUUUAUGAACUCUGUAUAGACAACUCCUUGUCACAUUUUGCUGCCAAGGUGGUCAGCCUAUACUUCAAUUCGUUCAAGAGGGACAAGUGGGAGGCCUACGUUCAAGAAAUCGAGGCGUUAGGUGUCACGGUGGACAACUUCACCGCAGUGCUUCAAAAUGUCGACGGCCGAGUUGGGGAGAUACUGAAGUACAGUGAUCAAAACCGACGCCAACUGGCAAAGGACUGGUACGUCGUCGACUCGAACAACCGGUACGUCCAGAACUGGUCGCUUGCACAGUGUGUAGUCAUCAUCGCGACAUCCGCCGUUCAAGUCUACUUUGUUCGGAAACUGUUUGAAGUAAAGAAGGUGACGCCAACUUCCAAGCCGAGGGCAUGAACAAAAUGGUUUUUUACAACUCCAAGGGUACUCCAAUUUGUGAUUUAGCCAAAACCACAUUUGAUCGUCAGCGAGUGCUUUGUGAUUAUCCAACCUACUAUCUUAAUUUAAAGGGCAAUUAUUGUCUUAUGUGUAUGUCUGGAAAUGGGAGGGGUUUGUGGAAGUACCCGUGCGUGCGUUAGUGACAUGGUUGUCCGUUGCUGUGGUGCUGCUGUACCUUUACUCUUGUCCUGGAAUUCUCAAACAUGUUUACAGCUUGCCUUUCUUCUUCCUUUUUGAUAACUCGGUAGAGUACAACUAGGUCCUUGUGCUUCAGAAACUCGCCAUUUUUGUGAAAACUGCAACGUAGUAGCCUUUUAUAUUUAUGAAAAGGGAGGCCAACAGCCUUAACCUCCACCUCCUGAAGUAGUGUUGAAGAAAAUUGAGCGUAAUUUUUAAUGCAACUGUCAUCUGUAACACCUCGACACAUUUUGUGAAGUUUUAAUGGUGCACAUUGGUAAUGGUACGCUACUACUUCGUAUCUUGAUGUGUUGUGCAUUCUAUUUUUUUUUUUUUCAAGUUGCUUCUAAGCUAUUGAUAUGUUUCAGACUUCAGUUUUAUGGACUAUACACUUUGCAAAUUACUCAGAUUUUCUUAUUGCGUUUUAUGCGACGAUUCCUUAUUAAAAUAUACCCCUCAGAAUGUUUUGCGAGGCAGCAAGCAAAGCACUGCAAGUUCACUAUACAUAAAAAUCCCAUUUGAGAGAAAUCUUGGCUGAAAUUUUUAUCAAUAGUGAACUUGCAGUGACUUGCUUGCAACUAAAAAGUGGCAAGCUAUAUGUGCUACAAUAUUAAAGCUGAAGUCCCUCUUUGUGAACAUGGUUGAGUAUCAUCAUUGUUCGAUAAUGCCUCUCUCUCUCGUCAGAUCAUGUGAUACUUUUAGCUGGGCAGCGAUUAACAAGUGCUGUAGUUAAGCUAUGAAGUUUUAAGGUAGUAUAACGAGAAAAGCCUGACAAAUGAAUAUGAUGCCUCUAUGUUGUUACCUGGUUACCCUGUUGCUGAGGCUGCGCUCAUCAUGGUGCAAUCUAACGUGACAUUCAAAGCACCUUCCUUCCUUCCUCCUUGAAAAUACAGCAGGAAGGGUAUCGCCCAACAAACGUUAACAUUCCAACUUUGCUCAAAUCCAAAAGACCACUCUGCAAAGCUUGUGCCUGUAGGUGUGUUGUUGUAUCUCUUGUUGUCCAUUUUUAUGAACAUGACAGAUGCAAUGUGUAUAUUUAUGUGAAUGGGAUGAAAGUGCAAAGCACGUAGGAUGUUCUUACGCCACGUAGUUUUCUGUUGUCAUCUAUGAGCGCGUAUGUUUUGUUUCGUGCAUGUCUUUUACAGACGCGAUGAGAGAUUUUAGUAUUGUUCCUUGGGAGUUUUUGUAGUAAGCCAUUUUUUUUUUAUAGAGCUGUUGGAAUCAUGUUUUGGGAAAUGUGGGGGAAUAUCUGCGUAAUACAUGAUUUUCAAAAUAAAUGCUUGGCCUUUUCAAGGUUGG
Ornithodoros turicata is the source of this 2264-nucleotide messenger RNA. It is a transcript of the gene loj, whose product is annotated as transmembrane emp24 domain-containing protein 5-like. The coding region runs from base 51 to 746 and encodes 231 amino acids. Gene Ontology annotation, cellular component: endoplasmic reticulum-Golgi intermediate compartment; Golgi apparatus; endoplasmic reticulum. The transcript has 4 exons. NCBI's taxonomy places the organism in Eukaryota, Metazoa, Arthropoda, Arachnida, Ixodida, Argasidae. The record is from RefSeq and is a predicted model, not a curated record. Gene Ontology annotation, biological process: intracellular protein transport; Golgi organization; endoplasmic reticulum to Golgi vesicle-mediated transport.